CGUCAAACUAAUAAUUACAUGACAUAUAGUUUUUACUGGUACUAUUUUGGCGCGAAUAAGCAUAAUUAUAAGCGUUCCCGCUACAAUUUUGCUAAUCGCUAUUUUUGGCGGCUAAAAUCCCUUAAUCUUCGCUUCUACUGCAACGUUCCAAUUUCCAAGUCGCCGCCAUGAAUUCCAGAGAAGUAGCGCUGGUUUCAGCUGCCACAGUACUCGGUGCCUUUGCUUCUGCUAUAACCGUUCGCCUUUUCUUCUCCCCCAAAAGGCGUUCAAUUACUGAUUCAGACUCGGGAGUCAACGGUUUCCAGCAGAGGAAGUCAUCUUCUCAGAACCCAUUUGAUCCUUCAAAACGACUAGGGUAUUUGUCAUGGGAUGAUUAUUUCAUGGCCAUUGCAUUUCUCUCUGCUGAACGGUCCAAGGAUCCCAACAGGCAGGUUGGAGCAUGUUUGGUGAGUCAAAAUGGUGUAAUAUUAGGCAUUGGAUACAAUGGGUUCCCACGUGGCUGUUCAGAUGACAAGCUUCCCUGGGCAAAGAAAUCUAAAAAUGGAAAUCCGUUGGAGACAAAGUAUCCUUAUGUUUGUCAUGCUGAAGUUAAUGCCAUCUUGAAUACAAAUCAUGCAUCUGCUGCUGGACAGAGGCUCUAUGUCACAAUGUUUCCUUGCAAUGAAUGCGCAAAGAUCAUCAUUCAGUCUGGUGUUUCAGAGGUAAUUUAUUUUGUGGAGAAGAGGUUGGACGGUUCUGACGCAACGUAUGUUGCUUCCCACAAACUUUUGUCAAUGGCAGGCAUAAAAGUAAGGAGGCAUCAACCACAAAUGAAAGAGAUCUCGAUCAAGUUUGAAGAGCUAUAGACGGUCCUGAUGAUGCGCGCUUCUCUAAGCUUUUGUGUGUCUAUGCGGCUCUUUCUCUCUUGGUUAAAAGAUCGACUGGAUUGAUUGCAUCUUUAGUUAAUGGUGCUAAGAUGGCUGAGGAUUUUCAACUUACCAUGUAGGGUGUUCAACUCUUGAGAUGUUUACCAAUGUUUGUAAAUCUGUGUUAAAGCUGAAACUUCUUACUAUUCCCUAAAGCACCUUCACUCGUUAUUGUAAAGAAGCUGAGUUGACUUACCAUUAAGCAGUUUUAUAGGUGCUUUAGUUCCUGAGUGAAUUGACUUUAUGUAGAGAAAUAAGUACUGUAAUACGUCGAUCUGUAUCCAUUUUAUUACUAGUUUAAAACAGAAAAACAUGCUUAUGUAGAGAUCUACUUGUAACCAGAUUCUCCGAUGUCUAUGGAUUGGGACAAUCA
Molecule: messenger RNA, 1278 nt
Organism: Nicotiana attenuata
Lineage: Eukaryota; Viridiplantae; Streptophyta; Magnoliopsida; Solanales; Solanaceae
Product: deoxycytidylate deaminase
Exons: 10
Coding region: 168-845 (225 amino acids)
Molecular function (GO): hydrolase activity; zinc ion binding
Source: RefSeq, a predicted model, not a curated record